AUGACCGAACAGGUUGAGAGCGCUGGCAAAACUGCUGGUCCCCAUGAUGAAGUACAAGAUCUGCCUAAAAAAUUUGCCCAACCUUAUCAUCAUGUAAAUGAGGAUGCAAGAUUGAGCUUGGAAAAAUCCCAUGUUAUUAUCGGUGUGCCUAGUGGUGCCGGAAAGACUAUUGCAACUGCUUUGUGUCUCAUUUACACGGACUCACGAAAUGCAUCAAGAUCCCGUUGGUUCAAGUUCAAGGAUUACGACCGAGUUACCAAGCAGAAAAUAGCAGUUUCAUUACAACUUGUUCCAGUUGAACCACGCGUCAUCGUUCUGUGUGCCACUGCUCCUCUCGUUUCGAAGCAUUUCCUGAAUUAUAGUGCAUGCCUCUCUGAUGAAGCUUCAAGUCUGGGGAAGAAAGAUAUUCAAGUAGGAGUCUGCUGCGGCUCUUUUCCUUCAGCUUCAGGCCAAGCAGAUGAUAUAUGCAAACGCAAGGUCGAUAUUAUCAUCGCGACUCCAGGAAGACUCAUGUCCUUUAUUCGACGGAAAAUGAUAUCGCUCAGCAAGCUGACGCAUUUGGUGAUCGAUGAAGCGCAUUGCUUCCUGCCAGGUGGCAGACGCCAGGAGAAGUGGAAUAAUGAGUUGACCGGUGAACGCGGACUCUACUCAUACAUGAAAUGCCAAUGUUACAAUUCCGAUCCUAUGAUUGUUCUCAUUUCUCCCUUCAAUCUAAUGGAAAUGGCUGGUGUCAUGACUUUAUGCGAAAUCGAUGAUGUUAUAAAAAUCGAAUUGGAAGGUCUGAAGAACAAACCUUUGAGAGGAGACGCGACGAGUAGGAUCCGACAUGCCAUUCACAUAAUCAAAGGUCCUGCCAAGGAUGCCCGAUCUCAAUUCGAUCACAUCUCCAAAUUUGUCGACAGUGCAUUCGAUCAUUCAAAUGGUGCUGUGAAGCGUGUAGUGAUCUUUGUUUCAUCCAAGGAGACUGUAGAGCACAUGCAGGCUUUCUUUGCGCGCAAUGAUAUUGGCGCCCCAACUCCUCAUACCAGACAUAUGAGAGACUCCAGAGGCCGCCUAUUGGUUCCAUUGCACGGAGGCUUAGUCAAAUAUCAGGAAAAUAUCGACUUGCUCAUUACCAACCAAUCCUCCAAGACGUCUCAAGAACCUAUAGUUAUCAUCGCUACAGAUGGCUUAAGUGCUGGUAUUAAUCUCCAUGUAGACCUGGUCAUUCAAGCAGAGCCACCAGGAGGCUUGAGAGAGAAAAUCAGCAUCGAUGCUGGGUUUCAAAUCACCAUUAAUCGAAGCGAAAGAGCUGGGAGAAAGGGCUUUCGGGGGUUGCACGUUGUCCUCUACUACUGCGAAAACCUCGACAGUCAACUUCACGCUGGAAUGUUGUGUCAGAUGAUGGAUUACCAUGGUAACACGGAGGACAUACAUCAAAUCCGUGAGCAUGCUCUGCUCUCUCCAGAUGAUAUCAAGCCUGUAUUCACUGAAGAGGUUCAAAGUGGCGAUGCUACUGUUGAAGAGGGUAAUGGGUUUGGGAGCGCUGAUUGGAAAAAAUGA
Molecule: messenger RNA, 1542 nt
Organism: Sclerotinia borealis F-4128
Lineage: Eukaryota; Fungi; Ascomycota; Leotiomycetes; Helotiales; Sclerotiniaceae
Source: the annotation of a GenBank genome assembly